This is a messenger RNA of Cebus imitator (Panamanian white-faced capuchin), 3555 nucleotides long. RefSeq names its product large 60S subunit nuclear export GTPase 1 (gene LSG1). Gene Ontology annotation, molecular function: GTP binding; GTPase activity. Gene Ontology annotation, biological process: ribosomal subunit export from nucleus. The coding region runs from base 301 to 2277 and encodes 658 amino acids. Gene Ontology annotation, cellular component: cytosol. Lineage: Eukaryota; Metazoa; Chordata; Mammalia; Primates; Cebidae. The record is from RefSeq and is a predicted model, not a curated record. The transcript is spliced from 14 exons.
CCGGACGCUAAAUCCCGACGCACAAAUCGAGAAUGGACCAUUCUUUUAACUCAUCCAAACUCGAGAUAUUCGCCAGGAAAUCCACAGAAAAGUUCCAGAAGCAUCUUUUCAUUUAUAUUCUAUAAUACUGGCAAGCUCAAGACGUAAAAGAGCACUUUAGGAUAAGUCAUUCUGCUUUCCCCUGUCAACUUUGAGCCUGAACUACUUGGGCUCGCUUAUCGUCACUUCCGGUAAUCAAACUGUGAAUUCCGGAAACUGCACGCGCCGAGCGGGGAGGGUUCUUGCGGCGGUUGUGCUGCCAUGGGGCGGAGGAGAGCCCCGGCCGGUGGGUCGCUGGGACGGGCCCUUAUGCGCCAUCAGACUCAGCGGAGCCGAAGCCAUCGUCACACUGACUCCUGGUUGCACACAAGUGAACUCAAUGAUGGCUAUGAUUGGGGUCGUCUUAAUCUUCAGUCAGUGACUGAACAGAGCUCUCUUGAUGACUUCCUUGCUACUGCCGAACUCGCAGGAACAGAGUUUGUUGCUGAGAAACUCAAUAUUAAGUUUGUGACGGCUGAGGCUAGAACUGGACUGCUGUCUUUUGAGGAGAGCCAGAGAAUUAAGAAGCUCCAUGAAGAAAACAAACAGUUCUUGUGUAUACCAAGGAGACCAAACUGGGACAAAAAAACUAGCCCAGAAGAACUCAAACAGGCAGAGAAAGAUAACUUUCUAGAAUGGAGGCGUCAGCUUGUCCGGCUGGAAGAGGAACAAAAGCUGAUACUGACUCCAUUUGAACGAAAUUUGGACUUCUGGCGCCAGCUCUGGAGAGUCCUUGAGAGAAGUGAUAUUGUGGUCCAGAUAGUAGAUGCUCGAAACCCACUCCUGUUUAGAUGUGAGGAUCUGGAAUGUUAUGUGAAAGAAAUAGAUGCCAAUAAGGAGAACAUCAUUCUGAUCAACAAGGCAGACUUGCUGACUGCUGAGCAGCGGAGUGCCUGGGCCACACACUUUGAAAAAGAAGAGGUGAAGGUUAUUUUCUGGUCAGCUUUGGCCGGAGGCAUUCACCUGAACGCUGACUCUGAGGAAGAGGUAAACAGAGAUGAUAGACAAAGCAACACAACUGAGUUUGAAAACUCCAGCUUCGACGAGGCUGAAAUUUCACACAGUGAGACUGAACAUCUCCCAGCCAGAGACUCUCCUUUACUGAGUGAAAAUCCCACUACUGAUGAAGAUGACAGUGAGUAUGAGGACUGUCAGGAGGAAGAGGAAGAUGACUGGCAGACGUGUUCAGAAGAAGACAGUCCUGAUGAAGAGGACCGUGGCCAGGACUGGAAGGAAAGCUGUAUGACAGAUUCUGAGGCUCCGGGCAGGAACACCCCGCAGAAGAGGCAGAUACACAACUUCAGCCAUCUGGUAUCAAAGCAGGAGUUACUAGAGCUUUUUAAGGAGCUACACACCGGGAAGAAAGUGAAAGAUGGGCAACUUACAGUCGGACUGGUGGGCUACCCUAAUGUUGGUAAGAGUUCAACAAUCAACACCAUCAUGGGCAACAAGAAAGUAUCUGUGUCUGCCACACCUGGUCACACGAAGCACUUUCAGACACUCUACGUGGAGCCUGGCCUCUGCCUAUGUGACUGCCCAGGCUUGGUGAUGCCAUCUUUUGUGUCUACGAAGGCAGAAAUGACUUGCAGCGGAAUCCUCCCAAUUGAUCAGAUGAGAGAUCACGUUCCACCUGUAUCAUUAGUUUGCCAGAAUAUUCCAAGACAUGUUUUAGAAGUUACCUAUGGGAUUAAUAUCAUAAAGCCUGGAGAGGAUGAAGACCCCCACCGGCCUCCAACGUCAGAAGAGCUGUUAACAGCUUAUGGAUAUAUGCGAGGAUUCAUGACAGCGCAUGGACAGCCAGACCAGCCUCGAUCUGCGCGCUAUAUCCUGAAGGACUAUGUCAGUGGUAAGCUGCUGUACUGCCAUCCUCCUCCUGGAAGAGAUCCCAUAACUUUUCAGCAUCAACACCAGCGACUCCUAGAGAGCAAAAUGAAUGGUGAUGAAAUCAAAAUGCAGCCAGGCAGAAAUAAAAAAGCAAAGCAGAUUGAAAAUAUUGUUGAUAAAACUUUUUUCCAUCAAGAGAAUGUUAGAGCUUUGACCAAAGGAGUCCAGGCUGUGAUGGGUUACAAGCCCAGGAGCGGGGUGGUGACUGCGGCUACUGCGAGCUCUGAGAAUGGGGCAGGGAAGCCCUGGAAGAAACAUGGCAACAGAAAUAAAAAAGAAAAAAGUCGUAGACUCUACAAGCACCUGGACAUGUGAAGUUGGGCUACAACAGAAUGCCAUCUGCACUGUGCAGAUGGGAAAGAGCAGAAGCCGCUGGCUGCCUAUGGAACUAUUCCAAGACACUGGCACUGUAGAAGGGGCCUGCUCUUGGGGAGCACAGCUGCACCCGACAGUCUUCGUGUCAAGACUGAGGGCCUCCUGGAAACACCAGAUCUCACUAGAAGGAGUUAUUGGGGAGCCCUAGAAACCUCCUGGCAGCGCAGCGCUUCACGUGCCAACAUGGUGAAACUUCAGUGAACCUCCAUCUCUACUAAAAAUACAAAAAAAAUUAGCUGGGUGUGGUAGUGUGCACCUGUAAUCCCAGCUACUCGGGAGGCUGAGGCAGGAGAAUCCCUUGAACCUGGGAGGCAGAGAUUGCAAUGAGCAGAUACCGUGCCAUUGCACUCCAGCCUGGGUUACAGAGUGAGACUCCAUCACAAGAAAAAAAAAAUAGCAAGGGAUAGUUCAUGAGACACAUUUGGGACAAAGGUGAAACAGAAAUUCCCCAUUCCGAAUGCCCUCGUUGGGUUCCUCAGACUCUAAACAAGGGACUUGCGUUCAGUUAGUGGGUAGUGGGGGCUCACUUCCACUGAGGAACAUGUAGACUAUAUCCACUGGGUGACCGGAAGCUGCGGUAUUUACUAACUAGCCCAUCUUCACUGGUUAUUCCACUUAUUUAAAAUAUGUCCAGAAUAAGCAAAUCUCUGUAUAGAGGAAGUAGAUGAGCAGUUGCUUAGGUAUAGGAGGGAAUGGGAAGAUUGAGGCCUGUCUUUUGCAGGAUAAAAAUGUCCUAAAAUUGAUUGUAGUGAUGGUCGUACAACUCUGUGAAUAUGCUUAAGACCAUUCAUUGGUGAAUUACAUAGUAUGUAAAUUAUAGUUCAAUAACAUAGUUACAAAAUACAAUCAGAAGCAUGAAAGCACUACUGAUAAUGGUUUACAUCCGUGUCCUCACCAAAUCUCAUGUCGAAAUCUCAUGUUGGAUGUUGGGCCUGGUGGGGGUGAUUGGAUUAUGGGGGAGAGUCCUCAUGAAUGAUUUGGCUCCAUACCCUCCAUGCUGUUCUUGUGAUAGUGAGGUCUCGUCACAUCUGGUUUCUUCAAAGUGUGUGGCACCUCCCCUCUGUCUCCCUCCUGCUCCAGCCAUAGAAGACAUGCCUGCUUCUCCUUAGCCUCUGCCAUGAUUGUAAGUUUCCUGAGGCCUCCCUAGAAGCAAAAGCUACUGUGCUUCCUGUACAGUCUGCAGGACCUUGAGCCAAUUAAACCUCUUUUCUUUAUAAA